Diaporthe amygdali is the source of this 297-nucleotide messenger RNA. RefSeq lists its product as uncharacterized. The record is from RefSeq and is a predicted model, not a curated record. Gene Ontology annotation, cellular component: cytoplasm. The transcript has 4 exons. Lineage: Eukaryota; Fungi; Ascomycota; Sordariomycetes; Diaporthales; Diaporthaceae. Bases 1 to 297 code for a protein of 98 amino acids.
AUGGAUCUCCUCCCACCUCUCUCCCCUCCAAUGCUCCUCGAUUUGCUGACUUUGGGGUUGUGGUCAAAGCUGGGAAGACUUGUCCACUACGGCGUCGAUGCCAUCCUCAUCUCGACCAUCCUCGCCGGAAUCCGACGCUCGACGGGCCUGACGCCCAGUUUCAAGUCGGAGAAGAUUGCAGGUGACAGCAACGAGACUCAGAAGUGGGUUGGCCGGUACCUGGCUGUUGGCGAGACGGCCAUGGACUGGGCUGUUGUGACUGCUGGCCAGAGCGGCUGGUUUGAGCGGAACAGGUAG